CACUCAACAAGCCACGCCCCUCAAGAGCGCCGAAACCGGAAAAUACCCCAUUGGCUGAGGAAUGCGGAGACGUUAAGACUGAUUGCUUUUGAAGUCAGCAAAUCAUGGCUGGCUUCAGAUCGGAGGAUGUGGAGCUUUUCUAUGAGAUGGGAGAGGAGUUAGGAAGUGGACAGUUUGCCAUUGUGCGUAAAUGUAAAGAAAAGACCACCGGGACAGAAUUUGCUGCCAAGUUAAUCAAGAAGAGGCGGCUGUCGUCCAGCCGAAGGGGCGUGAGCCGAGAAGAGAUCGAGCGAGAGGUUAACAUCCUUCGAGAGAUCCAGCACAGCAACAUCAUCACCCUCCAUGACAUCUUUGAGAACAAAACCGAUGUGAUCCUCAUCCUGGAGCUGGUGUCUGGAGGAGAGCUGUUCGACUUCCUGGCUGAGAAGGAGUCCUUGACCGAGGAGGAGGCCACACAGUUCCUCAAGCAGAUCCUGGAUGGAGUACACUACCUCCAUUCUAAACGCAUAGCACACUUUGACUUGAAGCCUGAGAACAUAAUGCUGCUGGAUAAGAAUGUUCCAAAUCCCAGAAUCAAGUUGAUAGAUUUUGGAAUUGCACAUCAAAUUAAGGAUGGAAAUGAAUUUAAAAAUAUCUUCGGAACUCCUGAGUUUGUUGCCCCGGAAAUUGUCAAUUAUGAGCCCCUCGGCCUGGAGGCAGACAUGUGGAGCAUUGGCGUUAUCACAUAUAUACUCUUAAGUGGUGCUUCUCCAUUUCUUGGUGAGACCAAACAAGAAACACUGACCAACAUUUCAGCUGUUAACUAUGACUUUGAUGAAGAGUACUUCAGCAACACAAGUGAGCUUGCCAAGGACUUCAUUCGCCGACUGUUGGUCAAGGAUCCCAAGAAGAGAAUGACAAUUGACGACAGUCUCCAACACCCCUGGAUCAAGGUGAUUAAGAGGCGCAAUGUGCGACCAGAGGAGAGUGAGCGCAAGCCGGAGCGUAGGCGUCUGAAAACCACCAGACUGAAGGAGUACACCAUCAAAUCCCACUCCAGCAUGCCUCCCAACAACACCUACAUUAACUUUGAGCGCUUCUCCCAGGUGAUGGAGGAGAUAGGUGUGGCCGAGGAUGGCCUGCGAGAGCUGGAGAAGAACCAGCGCUCAUGCAGAGAAGAUGUGGCUGCUUUGCUCUCCAUCUAUGAGGAGAAGGAAGGGUGGUAUAAAGAGGAGAACGAGAGCAUCGCCUCAGAUCUGAAUGAGAUCAAACAGGAGCUACAGAGAGCGCAAGCCCUUCGCAGACAGAGCCAGGAGGAGACACGGGCCACCAUGCUGUCAGCCAACGCCCUCAAACGCAAGUUUAGUCGGCUGGAGAAACGCUAUGAUGUGCUGGCUGAACAGAUGGUCUCCGAGGUGCGCUGGGUGGAAGAGCUGGUGCGCUCAAUUUCUGCUGAAAACGACACUCGCAGCACCGGCAUGGCAUGAGCCUCUCUGUUUGCUUUCUAAACGCGAUGACUAUCUUCUAUAUUUGCUUGGUAUGUGCAGAGUAGGUGAUGUAGAGUAUUAAACAGACCAUUGCAAUAAGCUUCAAGUCUUUAGGUUACUUUUGUUUACCCGUGCUCACAGAACAAAAGAACAAGCAAUGUAAAAUGUUUUUAUAUAAAGGCUGAUUGAUGGUGUGCAUGCGUAAAGAAUGAGCAAUUUGCCUGUGUAUUGCAUUAAGAGAGACCAUGCAAUUGCAGCUAUAGCCAACGGAUAGCACUUUCACUCACCACAUUAUAAAUAAAUGCUGGAUCAGUCGAUAAAAAAAAGUUUAUGUAAAUUAAAAUUAAGAAGAUGUGCCAGGUGUACUACUUAAAGAGAUAAUUUUCCCAAAAAUGAAUGUUGUGUCAUAAUUUACUCAUCCUUAUGUCAUUCCAAACCCAUAAGACUCUCUCAUUUUGCUCAUUGUCAUCCAGUGAAAGUGGAAUGGGACCAAACACAGCUGUGGUCACCUUUCACUGUCACUGUAUGGGAAAGAGCAGCUUUAAUAUUACAUUACAGAUCUAAUUUUAUCUUCCAAAGGGUGAGUAAAUGAUUUUUGGGUGAACUAUCCAUUUAAGUAUCAAUUACAAAAAGCACUUGAAGCAAAGCAAACUAAAUUUAUAUUGUGAAUAAUGUGCUACACAGUCCUCCAUGAGGAAUGAACAAAUCUCAGGAUUCAUAGGCUUAUAAACAGGUGUUGUUGUUGACAGUUGCUAAUGUUGUGCUGCACAUGCUAAUGUUGUGCUGUACUGAUGUGCUUCACCUAUGCAAAUGAAAUGCUAAUUUUGUGUUGUGAAACAAAGCGUUAAGCGAUGACUUAUCACGUACUAGUCCUAAAUGCUUUCUUGAAUUAUUUACAUAUACUGUAUCUAAUACUUUGCUUGAUUAAAAUUCAGGAAGCUGCUUUUGUAUCUUUAAAAAUUAAGAUGUUAUGCUUUUCUUACGCUCAAAACACACUUCAAACAUUCCAUUUUUCUUGCAUGACAUUCCAUGUGCAGAUGAGUGUCAAUAACUCAAUAAUAGGAAAUGAUUGCGCGCUCAUUUGUAAAGUCAUAGCAGUGCUCCCAUAUGUUAGUUUACAGUACUGUACUUUUCCAUUAUUAGUUUUUUUUUACAACAAAUUUGUAGGCAUAUUUCAAAAAGUUACCUUCAGAUUAAAGAAAUGAAGAAGAAUACAAUUGCAGUGUCUUAAUUUGGUGUGUCUUGGGCAAGGGGAGCACUGGGAGGUGAAGUGUAGAGUCUUACAGAUGCAAACAUUUAUCAUAAACUCUUUAUCUUAAUUUUCAACAUGUCUAGUGAUAUUAAAUGAGCCUGGUGGGCUAGGCCUACCCUAGAUUUUGUUUUAUUAUCAUGCAUUCGGUCUCAGACAUUGACUCAUUAGUCACUUCCACCUGAGAGAUCCCCUCUCUGAUUUUGUAUUGAACAGGAAGUUCUUGCCCCUAUUUCGCCAUUGCAAAGCCUUUCCUAUCAAACUAAUCGGAGAAUUUAAGUUACACCCUGUUAUCUUGCAUUUGCACUCGGUGUGGACAAAAGUGUUUUUAAUUUGGACACAUAUUUAAAUGUUGCCUCAAGCAUAUGGCAGAAUCCAAAAUUAUGUAUUAGUUUUUCUCGAUUGCUUAAACACUAAAGGCUUUUGAACUAAAAUUUCAAAACUAUUUAUCAAAAAGCACACCCAUUUCCCUAAACUAUAAACACUAUUCCCCUGUUUUGACACAUGAGUCAGAUUUGUUGAACUUUCACUGCAAAACUCUACACACAAAUCCAUUGCCUACACCAUGUGGUCAUUUAGAAAGUACUAGCAUUCAAUAUUGUUCACUCAAGUCAGCACAGCUUGAGCACAAUUAGCACACAAUUACCCAGGUGGAAACACUAAGAUUCAAAAUUGAUCACAAACCAAUCAGAACCUUCAAAAGAUAAAUAUAAGGGCCCGAGUCUGUUCACAUCUGCGUUCACCUCCUCCAGGUCAUGGAAGAAGCCUGCCUAGACAUUUCAGUUGAUGUGUGCUGGGGUGGAUCAGGCCUGCAAGAGGAUUUUACCCCAGGUCCCUGGCUAGGGCCAAUAUAGCCUGUGAUAUUGACAAGAUUCUCUGGCCUGUCCCAUACCAAAGAUGGGAUGCAGGGGCAGAAUACUUUUGUUUGGUGUGUUGUACUGUACAGUUUAAGGAAUAAAAAAUGUGCAAAUGUACAUUUGUGUUCAUGUGAAAAGAUUAAUGAGGGGGAGAACUACAAACAAUGUAACUUUUUUAUUACUGGUUUUUGUAGUAUUGUUUUGCAUUUCUCACAUAUGUUUUGAGGGCUUGUGUGUCAUGUCUAAGAGCAAAGUUUCAGCAAGAUUGAAUGGUUUUGAGUGGCGAGCUUAAUUUUGAUCUGAAAAUAGGAAGUUUGGGGAAUUGGGUGAGAAGUUAUAGAUUUGUGUUUAGUUUCCAGAACAGGAGGCGUAAUUUUGGGGUGGUGGAGAGCGAGUUGGAGGUAUAAAUGUGUGUGACUUAUUUAUAUAUAUAUUUUGUUUUGUGUAUAAACUCACAUGUGACCACAGGGAUGUUUGUUGUGGUCA
Messenger RNA from Xyrauchen texanus (razorback sucker), 4058 nucleotides. Its product is annotated as death-associated protein kinase 3-like. The transcript is spliced from 9 exons. Gene Ontology annotation, molecular function: protein serine/threonine kinase activity; ATP binding. Gene Ontology annotation, cellular component: cytoplasm; nucleus. Bases 105 to 1466 code for a protein of 453 amino acids. The record is from RefSeq and is a predicted model, not a curated record. Gene Ontology annotation, biological process: positive regulation of apoptotic process; intracellular signal transduction; protein phosphorylation. NCBI's taxonomy places the organism in Eukaryota, Metazoa, Chordata, Actinopteri, Cypriniformes, Catostomidae.